Molecule: messenger RNA, 878 nt
Organism: Tarenaya hassleriana
Lineage: Eukaryota; Viridiplantae; Streptophyta; Magnoliopsida; Brassicales; Cleomaceae
Product: putative 4-hydroxy-4-methyl-2-oxoglutarate aldolase 3
Exons: 2
Coding region: 242-742 (166 amino acids)
Biological process (GO): regulation of RNA metabolic process
Molecular function (GO): ribonuclease inhibitor activity
Source: RefSeq, a predicted model, not a curated record
AUGCGAAUGCUCUUAUGUAGUAUCCUUUUGCUAUGUUCACAUGUUAGAGUUUGGCAACCCUGGCACGAGUGUAUCUCAAUUUUUCCCGAUGAUAUUUACAAAGAACGGAUUUCCUGCCCGUAAUGCUCCAUCACGGCCCAUUGAAUCUAGGACUGUCUCGGGUUUUACCUACUUGUAUGGGGUUGCCAAAGUUCCUUACUUUACUGACUCAGUGCAUCUCUAAUCUCUAAAGCAUAUCUCCAUGGCUGCAUUCGCAACAGCAGAAGCAGUUGAUAACAAUGCAGCCUUAAUAGCUAGCGGAGACCUACGUUGUCUGCAACCCAUGUUCCAAAUGUAUGGCCAAAGGCGUUGCUUCUCGGGACCAAUACUUACCCUAAAGGUCUUCGAGGACAAUGUAAUUGUAAGAAGCCUCCUCGAGACAAAAGGCGAAGGCCGAGUCCUUGUCGUAGACGGAGGCGGCAGCAUGAGAUGUGCCCUUGUCGGGGGAAAUCUCGGGCAGUUGGCUCAGAACAACGGGUGGGUCGGGAUUGUAGUGAAUGGAUGUGUAAGGGACGUUGACGAGAUCAAUGGCUGCGAUAUCGGCGUUAGGGCAUUGGGAUCUAAUCCAUUGAAGUCAUCUAAGAGGGGACAUGGUGAGAAACAUGUUCCUGUACACAUUGGAGGAACUCUGAUCAGAGAUGGGGAGUGGCUUUACGCUGACAGUGAUGGCAUCUUGAUCUCCAAGACCGAACUCUCUGUCUGAUGUAGAGGGUUUCAUUAUUUCGUAUGACAUAAAUGUUACCUUUGAGUUUGACGGUCGAAAUCAGAACAUAAUUAUUCAAAGUCCUGAUAAUAAUAUCUAUGAGGAAGACUGCAAGUCUCCAGCCACCUUAAGGAUA